Messenger RNA from Scophthalmus maximus (turbot), 3137 nucleotides. It is a transcript of the gene kcnk18, whose product is annotated as potassium channel, subfamily K, member 18. The coding region runs from base 63 to 1250 and encodes 395 amino acids. The record is from RefSeq and is a predicted model, not a curated record. Gene Ontology annotation, biological process: potassium ion transmembrane transport; stabilization of membrane potential. Gene Ontology annotation, cellular component: membrane. Lineage: Eukaryota; Metazoa; Chordata; Actinopteri; Pleuronectiformes; Scophthalmidae. Gene Ontology annotation, molecular function: potassium ion leak channel activity. The transcript is spliced from 3 exons.
GACUGUAGGAGCUGUGGUGGAAGCAGGAGAAGAAGAAGAAGAAGAAGAAGCAGAAGGGGAAGAUGUCAGUGGCGGCGAGGAAAGGACUCAGCGCUAAAGACGAGUCCAAGAAAUGCGCGGCGCGUUUGUGGAGGCUCUUUCCUCACCUGCUGCUGUGUCUGUCCCUGGUCGCGUACGCCGCGCUGGGCGCGCUCGUCUUCGAGCGCAUCGAGGGAGGGAGCGACUCCCCGACCCAGGAGGAGUACUGUGAGUUCCUGGGUCAGCUGGUCAGCGACGUGCAGAACCUCACCGGUAACGCCUCCUGCACUCAUCAAUGCAUAGUGAAGCAAGUGGAGAUUAAAAUGCGACGUGGCUUCAAGUCCAUUUGGUUCCAGAGACCUGACCGGUGGGAUUUCUUCGGCUCCUUGUUCUUCUGCUGCACCGUAUUCACCACAGUCGGUUAUGGGGAGAUCUAUCCGGUUACCCUUACUGGUAAGGUGGUGUGCGUCUUGUAUGCCAUGGUGGGCAUCCCUCUCAUGCUGCUGGUCAUUCUCGAUGUGGGAGACUUCCUCGCCAUGUUCAUGUCCAGAGCCUACGUCCGCAUUCAUACCCUCUGCAAACUCCUCCUCUUCCCCACCCGGUCACCGUGGAAGGCUCAGGAGAAGGCGGGGACCAUGGAGGACGGCACCUUUGUUGACAUUGUGCUCCGGGAACCCCUCGACAUCCGGCAUGUGGUACGAAGCCAGGAAGAUGUGCGGCACAAGUCCAUCCAGCUCCAGAACAACAAAGAGAUCUUCGAGAAGAUUCUCGCCAGGGAGAACUUACUCAGAAAGAGCCCACUGCUCCGGGCCUUCUCCUGCCCGGAGCUAAACCGGCUGCCGCUGCCACCCAAAGGAUAUGUCAUCUGGGACUUCACAGGGUUAGGGGACGAUAUGGAAAUGCUGGAUGUGCCCUUUGUGCUGAUCCUUUUCAUCGUGUUUGCCUACAUUUUCUUCGUGGGUCUGAUCCUGCCGUUAUGGGAAACUGAAUUCAAGGGCUUCGACCCCUACUACUUCUGCUUUAUUACGCUCACUACCAUAGGUUUUGGCGACAUUGUGCCCCAUCACCCCAAGUUCUUCAUGCUGACCUCACUCUUCAUCAUUGCUGGCAUGGCCAUCAUGUCCAUGGCUUUCAAGCUGGGCCAAACACGAAUUGUGAGCUGCUACCGCCAGGCCAUCAAGUUCAUCAGCAGGGGAAACGCAGUGACUUUCAGGAAGGAAGAGAAUGACUAAGUACAUCAAGAGAAUCUCCUCCUCCUGUCCAAGAGAUGUGCAGGCUCACAGUCCAGGCCUUGAAACAAAACGGCUGUCUGUGGGAACUUUUCCCAGUGAAUGAAUUCUUUGUGCUGGUUGUUCGGUGAUAAGCAUGGGCAAAUUCUAAAAUUUGCAUGUGCCGCUUUUGCCCCGUGACGGAGGGUGAUAUUUAAAAUGGUUCCUUUCAAGAGGAACUUCAAACUCAGCAUAUCUUCGUGGAUGCAACAUCAUGCCGAGGAAUGACUAAUAGUUUUGCUGCAGCAACUGCAAUGCUUUCAAAUGGUACCGCAGAGGACGGACACAGUGACGUGGUGUUUGCUUUUAGGUGAGAACUCUGGAUUUCAUACUCAGUGCUAUAGGAAAAUCAAAUAAAAUGGGGCUUUUAGGUUCAGUUUUGUUUGUUUCUAUUAAACUUAACUCGAGCACACAAUGUCAAAUGAACACGGCUUCACGCGCAGUCAGCAAAUUCUACAUCUUCACAGCUGUCAUAGCAACCAUAACGUUGGGCGGGGGUGAGGGGUCUGUACACGGCCGGAACAGGAUACUGACGCAUGAGUCUGUCCUGUCCACGUUCCCUGGCGCUCGCUGUAGAUGUAGUUCAUAUUGCACCGAGGCUGUCAAUGAUUCCUAUUCCCGCCGUAAAUGGACAAAACCAUAAUGAUAACCUCAGAAUUAAUCCAAUGGCGCCUUUAGUUUCUGUCGCUGUGUUGUCGUCAGUUAAAAGCAGCUCGCACACAUUUGGAAGGAAGGGUUUGUAGGAUCAGCUUAAACGAUUCAAUUGCCACUUUCAUUCAAUAUGUCAGGUUCUUCUUUGGGGGCACACUGCGGAGGCCCUGUUGUAGUGGUGCUAACAGAGCACAAGAUGGUGCUGCUGUUAAAACCAUGAAGCCUCACGGUCGCUGUCAGACGGGAUCUCUAACCGCUCCAACGCUGGCAGGUUUUUCCAUGUUUUAUUUGUCUGAGUAAUAUUAAUAAUCAGUGAGGGCUCCCCUUUCUCUCGUCCAACCUCCCAGUCGAGAGGAAAAGGAUGUGCCGCUUGUUUGCCGAAGCAUUAAGGGAGCUUUCAGGGAGAAAUUAAAAUAUACAUUAUGUGAAACAAUGUUGUGAAAGAAAAACCUCACACAGCCAGACACAGAUUUAUGACAACGUUAAUGUUUGCUGCAGUCUAUUACAUGCUUUGCUUCUCUAGAACUUGUCGUCUAGGUGAUUUUUUUGGACACUUUCUUGACACUAGUAGCCAAUCUGCUGCUUCCGCAGGCUGUACAUUGAGCCCCGGAGAGAACAGAUGCCAGCAGGGCGGCGGAGUUUGCCAUAACCAAAUAAAAAUAACAGGUCUCGCUAGUUUGCAAAGAAAAAAUUGAAAAGCCUUAAAACAAGAAACGGCCAUAGCACAUUGGUGUUUUAACCGACAGUCUCCAUCAGAACAGGUAGACAAACAAAAAAAGGAAGUGGUGUCGGCUGACAUGCAAACAGAGCCGCAGCCGCAGGUGCAGCCAAGACAGUGGGUGUGAACACAAUUAUGUCAAUUAUGUGUCAACAAGGCAACGAUAUCUUAAAGGUUAUCAAGUAGGAAAAUGCUCCUCGCAUGUCUGGAAAACAUAUAUAAAGAGAUGAUUUAUCGGUGUGAACACCACGACUUCCGUGCAGCGAGGAAAGAGGUGAUCAGGAAACAAAGAUUAAAUUGUGAUUACAUUUUCUUUUUCAUGCCCUGUUCGAUAAAUACAUAAAUGUGGACUUUAAAAAUAUGUUCAACCUCUUCAAUUCCGUUCACAACAUGCUCCUGGGAGAAUGAAUUGGGAUUUUAAAAAAAUGUUCUUCUUGUGCUUUUGGUUAUGAAAGAUUGUGAAUAAAGUGUUGCACAUGCAG